Molecule: messenger RNA, 2623 nt
Organism: Leptosomus discolor (cuckoo roller)
Lineage: Eukaryota; Metazoa; Chordata; Aves; Leptosomiformes; Leptosomidae
Source: RefSeq, a predicted model, not a curated record
AUGAUAACAGCAGACAGUCUUGUACCUUCUUGUAGUCGAAGGGUGUCACAAGUGUAUCUUGCUGUUGAUGAUCGCCUUGCUUCUCUGAAAACAGAUACUUUCAGCAAAACGAGAGAAGAGAAGAUGGAAGACCUCUUUGCCCAAAAGGAGAUGGAAGAGGGGGAGUUUCGAAACUGGACUGAGAAAAUCCAAGCAAGGCUGCUUUCCUCCUCAUUAGACACGCCUCAACAGCUGCAAUCUGUGUUUGAGUCUCUAAUAGCUAAAAAGCAAGGACUUUGUGAGAUGCUACAAGCUUGGAAUAAUAGAUUGCAGGAUCUCUUCCAACAAGAGAAAGGGAGAAAACGUCCAUCGGUACCACCCAGCCCCGGAAGACUGAGGCAAGGUGAAGAAAGCAAGAUCAGUAGCAUGGAUGCUUCCCCACGCAAUGCUUCUCCAGCACUGCAAAAUGGAGAGAAAGAGGAUCGUUUCCUGACUACUUUAUCAAGUCAGAGCUCCACAGGCUCCAUCCAUCUUCAGCUUCCCACCCCUUCAGAAGUUGUAUCAGAACAUAUGACUGGUGCCAACACUCUGUCUGAACAGGAUACAACAAGCAGCUCAGAAGAUGUGUUCGACGGACACUCACUGGGAUCUACAGACAGCCAAGUGAAGGAGAAGUCUACUAUGAAAGCUAUUUUGGCUAACUUUUUGCCUGGAAACAACUAUAACCCCAUUCCAUUUCCCUUUGACCCAGACAAGCACUACCUAAUGUAUGAGCAUGAACGUGUACCUAUUGCAGUCUGUGAGAAAGAACCAAGCUCCAUCAUAGCUUUUGCUCUCAGUUGCAAGGAGUACAGAAAUGCCCUGGAUGAGUUGUCCAAAGCAUCUCUGAAGAACAGUUCUGAAGAAGGACUACAGCCGAACAGCAUGGCAGACAGCAAACCAAAGAGCAGUAGCCCUGUCCGCCUGCCCGAGGCUAACAUGGGUCCUUCAAAUCGCAAUGCAGAACCAGAACAGUCAAAGAAACCAUCUGGUGUUUUGUCUUUCUUCCGUGGCACGGGAGGGAAGAGCCCGGAUCUGUCUUCCCAGAAGAAGGAGACCUUACGUGGUGCUGACAGUGCCUACUACCAGGUUGGACAGAUGGGCAAAGAGGGAGCAGAAAACCAAGGUGCAGAGCCUCAAGAUGACGUAGAUGGAGGAGAUGGACAGAAGAAACAGCUGGUGAAUCCCCAUGUGGAACUCCAGUUUUCAGAUGCAAAUGCCAAGUUCUACUGCCGGAUUUAUUAUGCUGGAGAGUUUCACAAGAUGCGGGAAGUGAUACUGGGGAGCAGUGAAGAGGACUUCAUCCGAUCACUCUCUCACUCUAUGCCCUGGCAGGCACGAGGUGGCAAAUCUGGGGCUGCGUUCUAUGUGACUGAGGAUGAUAGAUUCAUUUUGAAGCAGAUGCCUCGUCUGGAAGUCCAGUCGUUCCUUGACUUUGCUCCACACUACUUCACUUACAUCAUUAAUGCAGUUCAGCAGAAGAAGCCCACAGCACUUGCCAAAAUCCUUGGGGUAUAUAGAAUUGGAUAUAAGAACUCUCAAAACAACACUGAAAAGAAGCUGGAUCUGCUUGUCAUGGAAAACCUUUUCUAUGGCAGGAAAAUGGCUCAGGUUUUUGACCUGAAGGGCUCCCUCCGGAAUAGAAAUGUUAAAACAGACACAGGCAAGGAAAGCUGUGAUGUGGUCCUGCUGGAUGAGAACCUUCUGAAGAUGGUCCGGGACAAUCCUUUGUACAUCCGUUCCCAUUGCAAGGCUGUGCUGAGAGCUUCCAUACACAGUGAUUCCCAGUUCCUCUCCAGCCACCUCAUCAUUGACUACUCCCUGCUGGUGGGUCGUGAUGAUACCAACAAUGAGCUGGUGGUUGGCAUCAUUGACUAUAUUCGCACUUUUACCUGGGACAAAAAGCUUGAAAUGGUGGUAAAGUCAACUGGCAUCUUGGGAGGACAAGGUAAGAUGCCAACUGUGGUCUCUCCAGAACUGUACCGGACCAGGUUUUGUGAAGCUAUGGACAAGUAUUUCCUGAUGGUACCAGACCAUUGGACAGGACUGGGCCUGAACUGCUGAAGCUAAAGCCCAUAUUGGGAAAGCACAAGAGGACAGUGACAUUAUAUGCCACUAUUCCUGCGGUCUGUCCACCAGUAAGCAAGAGGAUUGCAGUUCCAUGUCUAUGCUGACCAUGUGCGUCAUGUUGUGAAGUGUGAAAUCUGUGUGUUGCACUUUAAUCCUCUCUUGGAGGCUGAUAAGUGACCUGGCCUCACUAAGGAUCUGAGCUGUAAGGUGCCACUGAACAGCAUUGAUGAGACAUUCUCUCUGUCAGUGGGGGAGGUGAUGCUGUCUCCAUGUAAGAGCACUGAAACAGGUACUAUCUAGUUCAUGAUGGUGUAGAAGUACAUGAUCUCUGUAAGUCUUGCACUGCCUAAGUGGUGUUGAAUAUGAGCAGCUUGUGUUUCUGUAGUGGAUGCGUGGUAGUGCAAAUGUGAAAUAAACCACCCUCUGUGGGUGGGUGGGUGAGAGAAGAAUGAAGUUAAUUCCUGAGUUCUGCUAUUGUUGCGGUUGUCUGUAGUUGACCUGUUUAGGAUCCAUGAAUAACUUGUCCUGCUUAUGC